Camponotus floridanus (Florida carpenter ant) is the source of this 771-nucleotide messenger RNA. RefSeq lists its product as uncharacterized. NCBI's taxonomy places the organism in Eukaryota, Metazoa, Arthropoda, Insecta, Hymenoptera, Formicidae. The coding region runs from base 227 to 769 and encodes 180 amino acids. The record is from RefSeq and is a predicted model, not a curated record. The transcript is spliced from 3 exons.
AGAAACGACGAGCCGCACGACAGAACGUUACCAGCGCUAGUGCCAUAUGUGUUGCUGAGUCGCCAGUGCCUUUCGUUAAGAAAUAAGGUGUGUACGGUAUCUAACCGGAUCCUUCAUUGCGGUUCUCCUUCAGUGCAACGAUUGUGAGAAAGCGAGGCAUUUUUCUCUAUACACUUAUCUCGCGAAUCAAAAAUCGAGAGAGAUUUAAAGAAGAACGCGAGCGAAAAUGGCCACGCAAAUCAAUCACUUCGUACUGAUUGUUACACUGUUGAUCAGUGUCAUUGACGGAGCAAGCUUCGCAACGAUUGGCGAUUGGGUUAACGAUUUUACGAGCAAUCUCAAUCGUGAUCUCAGUAACAUGCAUCGACAAAUUAAUGAACAGGUGGCACAAAUUAAUGAAGAUGUGACACAUCUCACCGAAAAUAUUCAAAAAAAUGUUGAGCAAACAAUUCAGAAUCUACCGAGAGAUGCACAAGGAAACAUAAUAAGCGUUAAUGACAGCAGUAUUAUAACCACGAGUACUGAUGGCACGAAAAUUGUUACCUAUAUUGAUGGUAUAUCAAGAAUAGUCACGAGUGGUCGCACACCAAAUGGAGAACCAUAUGUACGUGACGUCGUAGAGAAACGCAUAGGAGAUAUGCUUUAUCACAAUGAAACUAUUUUGAAUCCAAAAACUGGUGCCACCGAAACGAUUGCCUGGAAAUUGAACCUCGCAGUUCCAGGUGCCAAGCCGGAAAUUAUUACGGAUACAAAGAAAGAUGAAAAAUAAAG